Aspergillus mulundensis is the source of this 525-nucleotide messenger RNA. RefSeq names its product RNA methyltransferase. Gene Ontology annotation, molecular function: RNA cap trimethylguanosine synthase activity. Lineage: Eukaryota; Fungi; Ascomycota; Eurotiomycetes; Eurotiales; Aspergillaceae. The record is from RefSeq and is a predicted model, not a curated record. Bases 1 to 525 code for a protein of 174 amino acids. The transcript is spliced from 3 exons. Gene Ontology annotation, cellular component: nucleus. Gene Ontology annotation, biological process: 7-methylguanosine RNA capping; 7-methylguanosine cap hypermethylation.
AUGUCUGGUGACGAAGAACCCCCUUCCGGAGUCCACCAUUAUGAGAAUCGCGGUGAUGUGCCUUGGGACAUUCAAAAUUACUUUUCCCAGCGUUAUGAUCUUUUCUCAAAGUACGACGAAGGUGUCUGGCUGACCGACGAUGCGUGGUUCGGCGUUACCCCGGAGUUAAUCGCUACAAAGAUAGCAGAUCAAAUAGCCCGCGCUGCUCCGCCUGAACGGAAGGUUCUCGUAGACGUCUUCGCCGGCGCUGGAGGAAAUACUAUCGCUUUUGCUCGCUCCGGACACUGGAAGAGAGUUUAUGCUAUCGAGAAAGACCCUGCAACGCUACGGUGCGCGCAGCACAAUGCAGAAGUAUAUGGGGUCGCAGAUAAAAUUACCUGGUUUCAGGGCGACUGCUUCGAGAUCAUCAAGUCGCAGUUGAAGGACUUGGCGCCGUAUAGCGUGCUUUUUGCGAGUCCGCCUUGGGGAGGCAAGUCUAGUCAUACACUUCUCCUCCUCUUCAGCAUAUCUAACUCUGCUCUUUGA